GAGAAGUUUUUGCCUCGAUUAGCUUGUGGUUACGUUGUCCAUAAAUUUAUAGAUUCGGAUUAAAUUCAUUUAUAGUGUUUAAUAAAAUUCAGAAAAAUAAAGCAUUGAUUGCUUAAGGCUUCGUUAAAAAGUAAAUAGUGGCCUUUCGAUUCGACUCAAAUAUUUUGGCAUUAAAGAACAAAUAAUCUUUUUCCAAAGCUAAAUUACAAAAACAAAUAUGGCUAUGAUGAUCGGAAAGCAAUUCAACCGCCUGCCUGGACCAUGCAAGAUGGCUCCAGUCUUGGUUAACCAUUUCACCACCGCCAAUAGAGAAAUCACUCACCCAUUGCAAAAGAAGCUUAAUGUUGUGUGUCCGGAAGAAGCGGUUGCAUGCAUAAAAUCUGGUGACACUGUUUUCGCUUCCGGCGCUGCUGCCACCCCCAUCGAUUUGCUCAAAGCCAUGACAAAGCACGGCAAAGAAAAAAAUCUUAAAGAUGUCACCGUAUGUCACAUGCACACCGAAGGCCCAGCCGAUUACUGUGCGCCCGAAAACAAGGAUAUCUUUCGCUCCAACUCUUUCUUCAUGGGCGCCAAUGUGCGCAAGGCCGUAGCCGAGGGUCGUGGUGAUAAUAUGUCGAUUUUCUUACACGAAAUUCCACAACUUUUCUACAAGGGCAUCGUAAGACCCGACGUCGCGAUCGUGCACGUGUCACCACCAGAUCGUCACGGCUUCUGUUCGCUUGGUACUAGUGUGGAUUGUGUGCGUGCUGCCGCCAAUCACUCAAAAUUGAUUAUUGGCCAAAUUAACAAGCAAAUGCCACGUACAUUUGGCGAUGCCUGCAUUCACUCGUCACACUUCGAUUUUGCCGUGGAAGUCGACUCACCUCUGCCACAACAUGGCGGCAAGCCACCAAGCGAAGUCGAAAAUAAAAUUGGCAAAUUGAUUGCCGAUAAUUUGAUUUGCAAUGGCGCCACGCUCCAGAUGGGUAUCGGUAAUAUUCCAGAUGCUGUGUUGAAUGCUUGUCAUAACCACAAGGAUCUUGGUAUUCACUCGGAAAUGUUUGCCAACGGUGUGGUGGAAUUGGUGAAAAAGGGUUGCGUAAACAACAGCAAAAAGAAGAUGCAUCAGGGACGUAUUGUCGGCUCAUUCUUGAUCGGCAAUCAAGCUUUGUAUGACUUUGUCAAUGAUAAUCCCUUCAUUGAAAUGUACGGAAUCGAUUAUGUGAACAAUACUAGCAUCAUUAAACAGCAACCAAGCAUGACUGCCAUCAAUUCGGCCAUUGAAGUCGAUCUCACCGGUCAAGUGUGCUCCGAUUCGAUUAGUACACGUUUCUUUUCGGGUUUCGGUGGUCAAGUGGACUUUAUUCGUGGUGCUGCUGAAGGACUUGAUGGCAAAGGUGUGCCCAUCAUUGCACUACCAUCCGUAACAAACAAGGGCCAGAGCAAGAUUGUGCCCAUUUUGCAGCCAGGUGCUGGUGUGGUCACGUCACGUGCUCACGUGCAUUAUGUUGUCACUGAGUAUGGCAUCGCUUCGCUCUUUGGCAAAAAUAUGCGCCAACGUGCCUAUGAACUCAUACAAAUCAGUCAUCCAGAUCAUCGUGAAAAGCUCGAAAAAUCAGCUUUCGAACGCCUUAAAGUGAUGCCAUCUUGCUGAAUAUGUUAAAAUUACCAAAUUUUAGACUUGCUAGCUUAGCAUCUCAAUACACAUAAACAAGCGGUUCUAUUCAACUGUUUAACUAAUACAUUUAUAUACUCGUAUAUGUGUAUGUAACGACCGUUUUUUUUUUAUCAGGAAAUAUAUGUAUAUGUAGAAAAGCUACAGCUAGUAUUGAGCGCAAAAUUAUAUUGUUAAGAGGAUCCCUUCGAAAAUAUAAUAAUUAAGUAGCGAUUCAAAAUUAGACAAAAGAAAAUAAUUAUAAUUACAUGCGUAUUGUAAAAAGAGAACAACAAAUGAAAACGAUCAUUCCCAAAAACAAAAAAUAUUAGCAUUUUACGUAAAGUUAGCAAACAUUUUGUUACUACUAAACAUUGGGAAGAUCAAAUAAUUAAAACGAAAAUAUAAUAUAAAGAAAAAGUAAUGCUGCAACUGUUUUGCAUUCGAUAGACUCACUUGUAUACAAAUAAUUGGCAUUGAUGUGAUUUUUUUAGGAAUCCACAAAUAAUAAAAUAAAACAUAAACUAAAUUUUAAAAUA
Messenger RNA from Anastrepha obliqua, 2172 nucleotides. Its product is annotated as 4-hydroxybutyrate coenzyme A transferase. Bases 218 to 1633 code for a protein of 471 amino acids. The record is from RefSeq and is a predicted model, not a curated record. The transcript is spliced from 5 exons. Gene Ontology annotation, biological process: acetate metabolic process. Gene Ontology annotation, molecular function: acetate CoA-transferase activity. Lineage: Eukaryota; Metazoa; Arthropoda; Insecta; Diptera; Tephritidae. Gene Ontology annotation, cellular component: mitochondrion.